Pieris macdunnoughi is the source of this 1545-nucleotide messenger RNA. The record is from the annotation of a GenBank genome assembly. Lineage: Eukaryota; Metazoa; Arthropoda; Insecta; Lepidoptera; Pieridae.
AUGAGUCAAAACCAAGCAAAGAAGGAUGAGCACAAAAAGAAAGAUGAAAAGAAAAAUCCAGAAGAAAACAUGUCAGAAAUCGACGAACACAUCCUCAAGAGGUUUGACGUAAAGAAAAGAUUGGGAAAAGGUGCUUAUGGAAUAGUCUGGAAAGCCAUUGAUAAAAAGAGCAAAGAUGUCGUGGCAAUUAAAAAGAUAUUCGACGCGUUCAGGAACCAAACAGAUGCCCAGAGGACCUUUAGAGAAAUUAUAUUUCUACAAUCGUUUCGGAACCACCCAAAUAUUGUCAAGCUUCACAGUAUACACAGGGCUGCUAAUAACCGAGAUAUAUACCUUGGAUUCGAAUACAUGGAAACUGAUUUACAUAACGUGAUCAAACGGGGAAACAUUCUCAAGGACAUACAUAAACGAUAUAUUAUGUACCAAAUGCUGAAGGCCACGAAGUAUAUACAUUCGGGGAAUGUCAUACAUAGGGAUCAGAAACCGAGCAAUGUCCUCAUUGAUAGCGCUUGCAGGGUAAAGUUAGCUGAUUUCGGGCUAGCAAGGUCGGUGUCCUCAAUAUACUCUGGUGGAGAAGAAGGUGCUGAUCCUUGUUUGACCGAUUACGUCGCAACAAGGUGGUACAGAGCACCCGAAAUACUCAUAGCUAGUAAGAAUUACACAAAGGGCAUUGAUAUGUGGUCUUUGGGAUGUAUCUUAGGGGAGAUGUUAACUGGAUCCCCCCUCUUCCCGGGAACCUCGACCGUGAAUCAGAUCGAAAGGAUCAUGUCUGCUCUGCCCAGACCCUCGUCAGAAGAUAUCGCAGCGGUUUGUACUGGCUACGGCUCUUCUUUAAUAAAAGAGCAAGCAACAGGCAAAGGUGCAGGCUCAUCUCUGACGUCACUUCUGUCAUGUGCCCCUCGUGACGCAGCAGACAUGGUUCAAAGACUACUGGUUUUCAACCCUGCUAAGAGAUUGAGCGCAGAACGGGCUUUGCAUCACGAAUAUGUAUCCAAGUUCCACCGCGAACGUGACGAGCCAUCUCUCCCGUCAGACGUGCUACUUCCCCUUCGGGAUGACAAGCAGAUGUCAGUCAAUGACUACAGGAAUAAACUGUACAGCAUCAUGGCUAAGGGGUUUCUAGGGAGCCCUCAGUUACGAAAGAGUCAUUCCAGUGUCAAAACACACGUCCAUACGCCUGUGAAGUCUAAAAGUUUUCAAGAUACUGAAGUUAGGCACAAGAAGUUAAUAACAUCAGCAGACCCCAAGCCUCGGACCAAAUCUAAAACCUUGGAACGACCGAUCAAAGAAUUUCGAUCCUAUCAAACAAUAGCGGACAAGGAGAAAUUGACAAAAGACAAAAAACCAAUGAAUUUUAUCACUAAGGACUUCUUUCCGGUUCGCCAGAGUCCUUCAGAGUCCAAAAAGAACGUUCAGCAAAGAAGAAAUUCCACGUCCUUCUCGACGAUUACAAUUGGGGACUCGGAGCUCAGUUUCGGUAAGAGUUCGAAACAUGGAGUCAUCACUGCUAGCGCUUUAAUGGAUCUAAGAACGAGCAUACGAUGA